Molecule: messenger RNA, 2881 nt
Organism: Melitaea cinxia (Glanville fritillary)
Lineage: Eukaryota; Metazoa; Arthropoda; Insecta; Lepidoptera; Nymphalidae
Product: collagen alpha-1(XVIII) chain-like
Exons: 24
Coding region: 1-2757 (918 amino acids)
Source: RefSeq, a predicted model, not a curated record
AUGAAAAUUAAAGUGAUAAGUGUUAACAAAAUGGCGAUGGUCAUAUCACAAACGACUAAAGUUGCGAUUGGCGGAAUUUUAGCGUUGAUGAUACUUGUUGCCGUUCUGGUCGCUGGAGCAGCGUUUGGCUGGUUCGAUCAUAAAAGAGAAGAUGAAGAUACACCGGCGAAGAUCAGCGCCAGACUUCAAGGGAGAACUUCUUUUGUCACACAUCGUGCUGUAAAUCCGGAUGAAAAUAGACUACCAAUUAUAUCGCAUUCAUCACCAUAUGUUCACAAAGGAGGAAAAGAUGAAAUCGGUUUUGGAGAAAUUAGUCCAUCCGGGAAGGAACGGACAGACGACCGAGUAUCAUUGUCAUCUCAAUGUCAGUGCAGCGUGAACGAUAUAUCUCGGAUCCUGGAAACAAUUCCUGCAUUAGUGGGGCCCCCUGGACCACAGGGGCCUACUGGUGCUGAUGGGACCACUGGUGUACCUGGGAAAACCGGUCAAAUGGGAGAUCCAGGGCCUAUAGGUCCUUCAGGUCCCAAAGGAGAUCGGGGAGAGAAAGGUGAUACUGGAGCACCAGGAGUUGAGGGGCAAAUUGGUCCCAAAGGAGAACCAGGCAACGAUGGCACACCCGGUUUUCAAGGACCGCCUGGACCCCCAGGGCCCCCUGGAGCUGUUGCUUCAGCACUUAUGGAAACAACGGGCCUAUAUGCGAGCGAUCGUGGAAUUCAGGGGCCCCCGGGUGAAAGGGGGCCAAUGGGACUUGCAGGGCCUCAAGGCGAAAGAGGCUAUCCUGGGAAUAAAGGUGAAAGGGGAUUACAUGGUACUAAAGGCGAUAAAGGCGAACGGGGGUACGUCGGCUUGCGUGGAUCACAUGGUGCGAAAGGGGAACGCGGGCCACCCGGGAAGGAUGGAACACCUGGCUUACCCGGAGCGCACGGGCGUCCCGCUGAAAAGGGUGAAAAAGGUGCUAGAGGACUACCAGGACCUCCAGGAACCACAGUUCUUGGAAUUUCUGAAAAUUCAAUAACUGACCUUUCUCAAUUAGGUAAUUUGAAAGGCGACAGAGGCGACAAGGGUGAAAAGGGAGAAAAGGGCAGCAGAGGAAUGGAAGGCCCACAAGGUUUUCCUGGCACAGACGGUAAACCUGGCGUCCGAGGGGACAUCGGACCGUCUGGUUUACCAGGAGCUCAAGGAAAUACUGGUCUGCCUGGAACAAAAGGGGACAAAGGAGACGCGGGUCCACCGGGACCGGUGGCUAUAUCACGCGAAGAAGCAACUAUUAUGACAAAGGGUGAUAAGGGUGAAACUGGUCCUAGAGGCAAAAGAGGUCAUCCGGGAGCUCCUGGGCCUAGAGGGCCUCCGGGGCUUCCCGGCCCUCCUGGCUCACCUGGAACAAAUGGACAUUCUGGGGACAUAGGGUUACCAGGAUGGACGGGUCCGCCGGGCGCGCCAGGUCAGCCCGGCCCACCGGGACCAAAAGGUGAAAAGGGAGACUCUGGAAUCACGGCAGCGGACCUCGAAAAGGUAAAAGGUGAGAAAGGCGAACGUGGGUAUGAUGGGGCCCAAGGUUCUCCAGGGAAAGAAGGACCGAGAGGCCCACCUGGGCCACCGGGGGCGCCAGCUACUAGCAUGCAAUAUCUUCCUGUACCUGGCCCCCCAGGGCCUCCUGGGCCUCCCGGGCCCCCUGGUGCUUUUACCAACGAACCGAGUGACACGUUGACUGAUAGUCCGGGGAUUAAUAGAAACGAACCGUCUUUAGGGAAACCGAGGGAUUCGUUACAAAUUCUAAGAAACUUGAACAAUUUGAUGCAGCUCAGGCAAGAACAAUUUGGUUUUCGAGAUCCACUUGAUCCGCUAGCGGAAAAUUUUGACUUUGAUGACGAAGAUGACGGGAGAACGAUUGUUGGCACCAUACUGUUUAAAUCUACGGAGUCUUUGCUACGGUUGGGAACGAACAGUCCAAGAGGAACAUUGGCUUAUGUGUUACGAGAGCAAGCCCUUCUCUUACGAGUCAACAAGGGAUGGCAGUACGUCGCCAUGGGAUCUCUUCUGGAAGUUCAGAGUCCGCUGGGAAAAGGUCCGACUCUAACUCCAUUACAGAGCAUUUUGGAAACUUCAAGUUUGGUUCACAACAAGAACUCCGGCGGUGGAGGUCCUGUGUUGCGUUUAGUGGCACUAAACGAACCUCACACAGGUGACUUGCAUGGCGUGAGUAGCACUAACUACGACUGUCAUAGGCAGGCUGAAAGAGCUGGCUUCGAAGGAAACUUCCAUGCAUUUAUUGCCUCAAGAGUUCAAAACAUCGACGCUAUAGUCAGCUGGGUAGAUAGAGAAACGCCAGUGAUGAAUAUAAGAGGUGACAUGCUGUUCAACUCGUGGGGAGAGAUGUUUGACGGAUCAGGUGCACUGUUCACGCAUGCGCCUAAGAUUUACAGCUUCAAUGGCAAAAAUGUGAUGACAGAUUCUGAUUGGCCUACAAAAGCAGUAUGGCACGGUGCCACUCCUACGGGCGAGCCGGCCAUGGAUGCGUUCUGUGACGCGUGGCACACAAGCAAUCCUAGCAAGUUCGGACUUGCCUCCUCACUGCGGUCUAACAAGUUACUUGACCAAGAAACAUAUCCGUGCAGUACGAGAUUAAUCGUGCUGUGUAUUGAAGCUACACCGGUGAAUACAGUUAGAAGAAAAAAACGUUCAAAAUAUCACAUAUCCGAUAAAACGCAUCACAUGAAAGACAUCGAAGAACGAAAUGAAACAUAUAAUUCUUUAUAGAUAAUACGUUCGAUUAUAAUGUAAGAAAACUGUGAAGACUGUAAAUAAAUGAUUAGAUAAUGGAUUUGUUUCUAAAAGGAUUCUCGUGGAACAUAAGGACAAUAUAAAAAGUAAUUAUUUGUUA